This is a messenger RNA of Salvelinus namaycush (lake trout), 2164 nucleotides long. Its product is annotated as golgin-45-like. Lineage: Eukaryota; Metazoa; Chordata; Actinopteri; Salmoniformes; Salmonidae. Gene Ontology annotation, biological process: Golgi organization; Golgi to plasma membrane protein transport. The transcript is spliced from 7 exons. Bases 313 to 1620 code for a protein of 435 amino acids. The record is from RefSeq and is a predicted model, not a curated record. Gene Ontology annotation, cellular component: Golgi membrane.
CGUCUUAACUACCGUUUACUGAUCGUGAAUCAGAUUUGGGAUAUCUGUUUACUGUCACCACUACCGAUGAGAAAUCGUACAGGCUGAUUCAGAGUCUGUUUUCUGCCGGAAACCCCUCCACGCUACACGUUCACCAUGCCAACAGUGUCCGGUCGGUGAGAACACAAACAAGAUGGCGACGAAGAUUUAACAGAGGAAAUCAUUUUUAUUCGGGUAACAACAGAGAGAGAUCUAACUGCCAUCCUGGAAGUCAUCCACCGCCCUGUCCCUCUGUCAUUUGACUGGACUGUUGUGAAGACUUCCUCUACCAUCAUGUCUACCGCUGCAGUAGCAGACAGAGGUUCCGUCCGUCCAGUCAGGGGCCCCGGCGACGGCAUGGAGACAGACAAGCCCCCAGUCGCUAAGGAGAUCGGUGCCGUGGAUACGCCUCUGUCUUCGGUGCCACUACUUAAGGUAGCUAGUCCCAAACACAGUCCCAAGACCACGCACCCUGCCCCCGCCAGCCUCCAGCACAGCCCCCACUCCACCCCCCAGCAGAGCCCCAGAGCCAGUCCCAGAGACACACCGUCUGGCCCCCGGUCCCCCGGCGUACUCCACCUGGGGAAGGUUCCCCGGGAGGCCUGCAUGGUGGUGGAGGCGGUGAGGAUCGUUGUUCCCCGUGCCGCCAUCACCCGGAGUGGGGGUCCGGCUGAGGAGAAAGGAGAGGCCUGGGCUGGGCAGCAGAUGGAGGAGCGGCCCCCCUCUCCCUCCCCUCCUCUGGAGGACCUGAGAGGAGCCAUGGAGAAGCUUCAGACCUCAGAGAGAAGACUGCUGCAGGGCAAGGAGGGGCUCCUCAACCAGCUCCAUGUACAGACUGAGGUGAACAGAGAGUUGAAGAAGCUGCUGGUAGCCUCUGUAGGUGAUGACCUGCAGUACCACUUUGAGCGUCUGGCCAGAGAGAAGAACCAGCUGAUCUUAGAGAACGAGGCUCUGGGUCGCAGCCGGGCCUCCACAGUAGAACAGCUGGAACGCAUGUCUAUACAAUGUGAUGUCUGGAGGAGCAAGUUCCUGGCGUCCAGAGUGAUGGCGGAGGAGCUGACCAAUGCCAGGGUUUCUCUCCAGCACCAGACCAGAGAGGCUCAGAGCGCCAUCACAGACCUGCUGAGUGAGAGAGACGAGUUCUCCAGAGACAUGAUGUUAACCCACAGGUCUCUGGAGCAGCUGCUGGUCUCUCUCCAGUGGGGUCGACAGCAGACCUACUACCCCAGUGCCCAGCCACUCAGCACGGGAGAACUAGCUCUAGCCAAUCACAAGCUGGCAGAAGCCAUCAACUCCCGCCUGCUGGGUAAGGUAGGGAGCAGCAGUGGAGCCGUGCUGGGGAAAGGAAGACAGGCCUCGGAGCUCCCUAACACCUCACACACGCCUGCUGAGAAGAUGGCUGAGAAGGUGUUGAAGAUCCUGGACCCUAUUUCCUGUUCAGACAACGAGGAAGAAUCCUCCCCCCUCUCUCUCUCUGACUCCUCCCCCUCGGCCUUCCUGACCAAUAAGAAGAGCAUCGGCCGGUUCCACCCUUACACGCGCUAUGAGAACAUUACCUUCAACUGCUGCGAGCGCUGCAGCGGAGACAUCCUGGUACUCUAGGGGUCAGAGGGCAGGGGUCGUGACCUUUAACCUGGACAGGUCAACGCAGGCCGCUGUGAGGAACACCAGUCUCUCUCCGUCGAACCGUCUGGUUUCACAGCGGUCUCAGAACGGGACUUGACUGGAAGUAUGGCAGAAGCGGACGAAACAACCGCUGGUUUUAAUUGGCUGAUCUCUCAGUCCAUCACCGUCUCAUAACCCUUAGAACCUCCCACUACGUUGUGGGCUUCAGAACGUGAGCCAAGCAAGUGAUUUAAACAAGGAAGUGAGUUCGGAAAAUCUGAAAGUACUCAUCUUAGAAUCAAUUGGGCUUCCCCAAAAUAAUAUGGUCAAAAUGAUAUAACACGUGUCAAAGUCAUUCCACGGACGGCCGAGUGUCUGUGGGUUUUUGAUCCUUCCCUGUACUUCACUGAUGAAUUGAGGUCACUAAUUUAGAAGGAACUGCCCUCACCUGGUUGUCUAGGUUACUAAUUAGUAAGGAACUGCCCUCACCUGGUUGUCUAGGUUACUAAUUAGUAAGGAACUGCCCUCACCUGGUUGUCUG